AUGAAUGAUGAAUUGUGUGGAAAAUUAGAUCUUUUGAGGAAAUAUUUAUCCGAUGAAUUAGAUAAAGCGGCAGAUUUUGAAUUAGAAGAAAUUACAGAUUACAAAAAUUACUGCCCUGGUAAUAACUGCAAUAGUGAAACCGAAAAAAUUACGGUUGGAUUUUUAUGGUUACUUGGACAUUAUUAUUCUAUGCUCCAAAAUAAAAGUUAUGAUGAAAAUAAUACUAAUGCAUUUUUUCUAUAUAUUAUUUCAUGGUUUAGUUAUCAAUUAAAUCAAAGCACAAAACACAAUACCACAAAAAUAUACGACUUUUAUAAUAGUCAUGUAAAAAAUAAUGAUAAAUAUGAAAAAUUUAUAAAUGAUUCUGGUAGAUAUACAGGUCUUAAUGAUUUUAUAGAUAAACAAAAAGAUUUAUUGAAUAUUAAUAUUAAAGAUCUGUCUAAAUUUUAUGAUGCAUCCAAAUUAAUAUGUAGUAUGUAUGGUAAUGUUGCACAGAGUCAAACAGGCGAAAUACUGUCAAAUAAUGUGAAAGAGUUUGUUAAAAAAUAUACAGAGCUAAAAAAUACAUAUAAUGAUGAAGGUUCCCCGCAUAGUAAAAUAUUGUCUGUUUUAUCAACUGAUUAUAAUAAUUUAAAAAAUAGAUGUAAACAUAUUCAAUCCCUUCCAGAGAUAACAGAAUUUUCUGCAUUAGCAUCUACAUAUGAAUUUACAUCAUCAAGUUCGUCGACAGGAAACAAAUUAUUUACAGUUUUAUCGAUAUUUGGUGCAAUAGCAUUUUUUUUAGGAAUAUCUUAUAAGUAUUCGUUAUUUGGAUUUCGGAAACGAUUUAAAAAACAACAAAUAAGAGAAAAAAUAAAAAAUAUAAAGAAGAAAAUGAAUCGUUAA
Molecule: messenger RNA, 885 nt
Organism: Plasmodium yoelii
Lineage: Eukaryota; Apicomplexa; Aconoidasida; Haemosporida; Plasmodiidae
Product: PIR protein
Exons: 3
Coding region: 1-885 (294 amino acids)
Source: RefSeq, a predicted model, not a curated record